AUGGAGGUGAAGGCUAAGCCGGUGAGGGGCGGAAAGAGGACCGGGGCGAGGGGCAGCAGGGCGGUACCUGUUGAGAAGAAGGCCUCGGAGAAGGAGAAGAGGCAGCGCAUGAAGGCGCUCUGCGGGAAGCUCGCGUCCCUCAUCUCAAAAGAACACUUCCCCCACGCUGAUACAAUGACCCAGUUAGGCAGCCUGGAUGUGGCGGCAUCAUACAUCAAGAAGCUCAAGGAGAAGGUCGAUGAGCUACAACACAAGAAGACCUCUAUACAAGCCAUGGCUACCUUACUGGGAGUUAGUGGCAUCGCGACACCCAUUAUCACUGCUACCACGAGCGGCGGCGCGGGGUCACCAGAAGGAGGGAAAAAAUUGGAGGCAUCGCCACUAGUAGUGGAGGUGCGGCAACCCGGCGAUGCAAGCAUGGAGGUGAGACUGAUAUGCAGCACAGAGAGGCCUAUCAAGCUCCAUGAGGUGAUUACAAUUCUUGAGGAAGAAGGGGCCGUCAUCAUCAAUGCUAAUGACUCUACUUCUGCCCACAGAAUAUUCUACACUAUACACUCCCGGGCCUUCAGCACUAGAAUUGGCAUAGAUGUUUCAAGAGUUUCCGAACGACUAGGAGCAUUGGUUUGA
Molecule: messenger RNA, 627 nt
Organism: Triticum aestivum (bread wheat)
Lineage: Eukaryota; Viridiplantae; Streptophyta; Magnoliopsida; Poales; Poaceae
Product: transcription factor bHLH167-like
Exons: 3
Coding region: 1-627 (208 amino acids)
Biological process (GO): regulation of transcription by RNA polymerase II
Cellular component (GO): RNA polymerase II transcription regulator complex
Molecular function (GO): protein dimerization activity; DNA-binding transcription factor activity, RNA polymerase II-specific; RNA polymerase II transcription regulatory region sequence-specific DNA binding
Source: RefSeq, a predicted model, not a curated record